This is a messenger RNA of Alligator mississippiensis (American alligator), 2839 nucleotides long. RefSeq names its product KIAA2013 ortholog. The transcript is spliced from 3 exons. Bases 90 to 1892 code for a protein of 600 amino acids. Lineage: Eukaryota; Metazoa; Chordata; Crocodylia; Alligatoridae. The record is from RefSeq and is a predicted model, not a curated record.
AGCGGAGCGGAGCGGGCCCAUGGCGGGCGGGGGCGGCGGCCGGUAGCGGGCGGAGGCGGCCGGGUGCUGCCGGGCCUGGGUGCGGCCCGAUGUGGCUGCAGCAGCGGCUGAAGGGGCUGCCGGGGCUGCUGUCGAGCAGCUGGGCGCGGCGGGUGCUGGUGCUGGCGGCCGCGCUGCUGGCGGCCUACUGGUGGCUGGGGCGGCGCGGGCUGGGCGGCGGGGCGGGCGCGGCGGCGGCGCGGGGCGGCGCGGCGGGGCUGUGCCUGCAGGCCGAGACGCACGGGUGGCGGGCGCUGGCGGAGCGCGGCGAGGCGCUGCCGCUGCCACUGCCUGGGGCCGGCGCUGAGGGGCCGCCGGCGCUGGUGGGCAACGGGUUCGUGGUGCUGGACGCGGGCGUCGACCGGCUGUGGGUGACAGCGGGCGCCGAGCUGGUGCGCACCGAGCUGGCGUUGCUGGUGCAGCUGGCGGCACCGGGCAGCCCGGCCGAGGCGCGGGCAGCGGUGGCGGCGCUGCGGGAGGGCGCGGUGCGGAGGGUGCGCUGCCUGGCGCUGGGGCCGGGCGCCGAGUGCGUGACGGUGCGGGAGGAGCUGGUGGCGCACCGCCGCCGGCCGCACCUGCUGCUGCAGCGCCUGCACGUGGCCAACCCUGGCGAGCGCCUGGCCGCCUUCGAGGCCGCCCGCCCCGGCGCGCGCUGGGCCGCCAGCAGCCUGGAGAAGGCGGGCGACCGGCAGUUCGUGCUGUCCUCGGCCCGGGUGCCGCUGCCCGGCAGCCCUAAGGUGGUGGCGCUGGCCGUGGCGGCCCAGAAGCUGCCGAGCCGCGUGCAGGUGGCGCCCCGCUCGCACUUUGAGGAGACGCUGCUGUCGGUGGUGCACGUGUCCGAGCCCCUCGAGCCCUCGCGGCUGGACGAGGCCCUGAGCCAGCUCUGGGAGGCGGCCAAGAAGGAGAUGCUGGAGGUGAUGGAGGUGGGCGCGGACGAGCUGCUCCAGGAGCACCGGCAGACUUGGGCCGACCUCUUCAUCUCAGGGAUUGAAAUGAGAAAGAUCACGGAUUCCCGGACACCAUCCAGCGAGACUGUCAACAUGACGCUCUAUUAUGUUCUGUCCUGCAUGCCAGCUCCUCUGUUGGACCCGCUCAUUAGUGGUGAAGACAGGGAAAAAAUGGAAGCCAGCUUGAACUAUGCUGACCACUGCUUCAGUGGCCAUGCAACCAUGCAUGCAGAGAACUUGUGGCCAGAGACUCUGACCAGUGUUCCCCAAAUCCUGCAGCUUUUGGACUUGUGGAAACUGACACUCCAGAAACGGGGAUGCAAGGGCCUUGUGGCAGCUGGGGUCCAUGGGCUCAUGCAGGGGAUGGUGCUUAGCUUUGGAGGCUUGCAGUUCACUGAAAACCAUCUCCAGUUCCAAGCUGACCCUGAUGUGCUUCACAACAGCUACUCCCUGCGUGGGAUCCAUUAUAACAAGGACCUGAUCAACCUGGCAGUGCUGCUUGAUCCGGAAGGCAAGCCCUUUCUGCAUGUGUCAGUGAAGUUCCAGGACAAGCCCGUUAAGCUAUACGCGUGUGAGGCAGGCUGCCUGAAUGAGCCUGUGGAGCUGACCUCCGAGUUGCGGGGUCACACCUUCCCUGUCAUGGUGACUCAGCCUCUCACCCCAUUGCUUUACAUCUCUACAGAUUUGACCCACUUGCAGGACCUGAGACACACGCUCCAUCUCAAAGCCAUUUUAGCCCAUGAGGAGCACAUGGCCAAGCAGUACCCAGGCUUGCCCUUCCUGUUCUGGUUCAGUGUGGCCUCUCUAAUCACGCUCUUCCAUCUGUUUCUGUUCAAACUCAUCUACAAUGAGUACUGUGGGCCAGGAGCCAAGCCACUCUUCAGGAGUAAGAUUUAUCAGCCCUGAUGCUGUCCACUGCAUUACUCUGAAACCACACAGCCAGACUUGGAGCCAGCUAAGCACCUGCUUCUUGCAGUGAUGCCCUUUGCAGUGCAAGGAGGACAGUAAUAUCCUUGGUUGGAGUGUCCCAAAAUAAAGAUGUCUUAACAUCAGCUCAGUGUGGAGGCAGGGGCAAAGUGAAAUAUGUUCCUGUAGCUGUAAGCAAGACUGGUGAAAUAACACCUUGUUUUAUUAAUUGAACAGGAAGAUCCCGGUGCCUGAAUGUGCAAACUAACAGUCCUGCUUUCAGCCUCCAUUUGCAAAAGACUGCUAACAUCUGACAGUUCUGCAGCUGGGAACAAGGACCUUUUGAAAGCAACAAUCCUUUUGUGCCUUGUUUAGAGGGGAACUGGGGACUUGAAGUGAGGUUUUUCAAGAGUUUACACUAGAAAUUCAAGUCACUGGGUUGUCUCUUUUUUCCAUGUAAGCUAUUUAGUUCUGUAAGACUAAUCAUACUUGAAAAUAUACAGAGUUCUUCGAUAAUUUGAUUUUGAUUUUAUUUUUUUAAUUUAACAGGAAAAUAAAAAAUGAGAAUUCCCUGCCAAGAGUUACCUAGCUUGUUCUGUAGUGUCACUUCUUUUCUGGAAUGCUUUUUUUUUUUUUUAAUUUAUUGGGUGAGAAUGGGAAUGGGAUGUGGUGUUUGUAUCUAAUUUUGAUAGCAAAUAACUCAGUUAAACUAUAUCUAAGUGCUGGUAACAGGCUUUUUAGCAUUCAUGAGGGUAGAGUGCAAAAUCAAUAUGUGGUUUGAAGUUUGGUAAUGCCAACUUAUCAGUUUCCCACUCUGAACAUCUUGAGACUGUAUUGGUAUGUUUUGACUGUUGGGGAAACAUCCUACUUUCUAGUGAUUUGAAAGUUAUUUGGUUUUAAAAUACCAAAGCUGUUGUUUUUAAAUAAAUACUUUUCUGUCUACAGUA